GAAAGUGAAUUUGUUUUUUACGUAAAUGUUUAUUGUAUUGAUUUGAGGUUUUAUAUAAAAUUUAGGAUAAUUUGGAACUAUUUAUUUAAAAAGGUAUGGUCAAUUUCGUGGAUAAUCUUAUGAUAAAUACGGUGACGGAGGGAGCUAUGAAUGUGUUACGCAGUAUUGGCGUAUUUAAAAGAAAAUCUUUUGAACCACCGCCGACGACAAUAGUUAUCAAAAUGCCACUAUGGGAAUUAGCGCAACAAGCGGGCCCGUUCGUAAGACUAGCGGGUCUAAGUGGUGCUGCAGCCGUUGUUCUGGGUGCUAUGGGCGCUCAUCGUAAAUUUCCAGAAACUGACACUAAAGAAGAUCUUAAGAAAAUAUUUGAAACAGCCAAUAGAUUUCAUUUUCUGCACACUCUUGCUUUAAUGACAGUGCCAUUAUGCAGAAGACCAUACAUUGCAGGGGCAUUUUUCAUCACUGGUAUGGGAUUAUUUUGUGGAACCUGUUACUAUCAUGCAUUCACAGGAGAAAGAGUUCUUCGAAGACUUACACCAGUUGGAGGAUCUUGCUUAAUUCUGGGUUGGCUGGCUAUGGUAUUGUAAAAUCAAUCUUGCACUGUAUUUUGUGAAGUGGUUUAAGUAGAUUUAUAUUAUUAGUUACUCUUUAAGUGGAAUAUAUUGUUAUAUUUAGAUAUUAAUAGAAGUACAGUUUGUACAAUAAGUUUUGGUAUAAUAGUUCUGGAUUCUUAUUAAUUUUGUCGGGUAUCUGAAUGGUGUAAAUAUUUUAUUAAAUCUAACUAAAAUUUAA
Molecule: messenger RNA, 792 nt
Organism: Leptidea sinapis
Lineage: Eukaryota; Metazoa; Arthropoda; Insecta; Lepidoptera; Pieridae
Product: transmembrane protein 256 homolog
Exons: 3
Coding region: 96-587 (163 amino acids)
Source: RefSeq, a predicted model, not a curated record